Theobroma cacao (cacao) is the source of this 908-nucleotide messenger RNA. Its product is annotated as germin-like protein subfamily 1 member 20. Gene Ontology annotation, molecular function: manganese ion binding. The record is from RefSeq and is a predicted model, not a curated record. NCBI's taxonomy places the organism in Eukaryota, Viridiplantae, Streptophyta, Magnoliopsida, Malvales, Malvaceae.
GUUAUACCAUUUAGAAGAAUUUAAGUUUUAAGAUUAGCUUUAGUCAUAAUGAAAGGUCAUUAUUUCCUUGUAGCUUUUGCCUUCUUGGCCUUGGCUUCCUCUUUGGCCUCAGCCUAUGACCCAAGCCCUCUCCAGGAUAUCUGUGUAGCCAUCAAUGACACCAAGACUGGAAUAUUUGUGAAUGGGAAGUUCUGCAAGGACCCAAAGCUUGCCACAGCAGAGGAUUUCUUCUUCUCAGGGCUUAACGUCCCAAGAAACACGACAAAUCCUGUUGGAUCAGUUGUGACUCCAGUAAAUGUUGAUCAAAUACUAGGCCUAAACACUCUUGGCAUAUCCUUGGUACGUAUUGACUAUGCACCAUACGGAGGGCAAAACCCACCUCACAUUCAUCCUCGCGGCACAGAGAUCCUAGUAGUCCUGGAGGGCACACUCUAUGUUGGUUUUGUUACCUCCAACCCUGAUAAUCGCCUCAUAUCCAAGGUCCUUUAUCCGGGAGAUGUUUUCGUCUUCCCAAUUGGCCUCAUUCACUUCCAGCAAAAUGUAGGAAAGACUAAUGCUGUUGCCUUUGCUGGUUUGAGCAGUCAAAAUCCUGGAGUGAUCACGAUAGCAAAUGCUGUUUUUGGAUCCAAUCCACCCAUCAAUCCUGAUGUUCUUACCAGGGCUUUCCAGCUUGACAAUAAUGUGGUGAAGUAUCUCCAAUCUCGUUUCUGGUGGAAGAACAAAUAGGGAAAGGCUUGAAAUAUAGCCAUGGAGUAGCAGCUUGUUUGCAAUCUCCUCCUCAUCAGUGAAAUCAUCUACUGUAAUCAGAAUAUACUAAUAAAGAGGGUGCUUUAUGUAGCUAUCUUUGUGAUAGAUGAAAGUUGAUCAUUUUCUUUUGAAUUAUAAAGUUGCAGCUUGUUGGGUGUUGA